Molecule: messenger RNA, 647 nt
Organism: Gastrolobium bilobum
Lineage: Eukaryota; Viridiplantae; Streptophyta; Magnoliopsida; Fabales; Fabaceae
Exons: 1
Coding region: 86-523 (145 amino acids)
Source: RefSeq, a predicted model, not a curated record
UGGUAUUACUCUUCUUUUCCCUUGUAUUAUAAAUUGUCCAACAAGCACCCACUUCAAGGUAUUUGAAACAGAGAGAGAGAGAAAAAUGGUGUGGCCUUUGAAGGAGAGAAGGGGUCCAGCGUGGAAGCAAGGGUGGACCAUAAACACUUUGUACUCCAUAUCCGCACCACCUUUGCAACUGUUGUCCAUUGUUGGCAUCGUGAUGUUUUUGCUUUUUGUUCCAUCUUAUAUAAACUUCAAGUCAACAGUGCAGACAACCACCGUCAGCUUCCACGUGUUCCUCUUGGUUUUGCCAGUUGUGUUGAUUUUCAUUGCCUACUACAUUUCUAGAUGUGGAACACGCCUUGUGCUUCCGGUGCCGCCGUCAUUCUUUGGUCGUGUACGAAUGCGAGCACGAACGUCAGAAACAGGAGGGUCGUCGCCUUGGGGCGUAGCGGCGUCGGUGGUGUUACUUUUGGUUUUGGCCUCCUACAUCUCCAAUUUCAGGUCCAUGUGGUCGCCACUCAUUUCGAGACCCUACUAGUUGCUAUUUUAUAUACGUAAGUCAUAAUAUUUGUGAAAUCGAAAAUAGUCUCUUUGGCCCUGGCCAAUUUUUGUGUAUGUCAUCACAUCAUAAUCAUAUAUGUGAUCAAUUGCAGCUGGUUUCU